Spirodela intermedia is the source of this 9421-nucleotide messenger RNA. The record is from the annotation of a GenBank genome assembly. Lineage: Eukaryota; Viridiplantae; Streptophyta; Magnoliopsida; Alismatales; Araceae.
AUGAUGCGGAACUCGAUUGCUACGUACAAGGAGAGCCUCUCUCGGAUUGCCAGCGAUGUCCAGGAAGCUGCCGAUGAACUCGAGGUGCUGGCACCCCGCGAUGGAGAGGAGACGCUGUUCUCAGACCGUCGAAUUUCACAUCGCUUCGCACAGUCGACAUCUCCGAGCGCCUCUCCUCCGGCGAACGGGAUCAAUUCCGGAUCUAGGGCCGAGGUACUGCACUACAGAAGUUAUCGCACUACUCGAGGAUUUACAGUCGAAUGCGAGAAAUUUAUAAAAGUCGCGCCGAAUGUUUCCCGUCUUUGACAUCAUGGCUGGAUUUCUAGGACUGCGUGGUUUAAUAGGUCGAAUAGGAAAGGGACGAAGAUAAAAUGUUUUUGGUGGAAUCAAUUUGACAUGUUCAUCGGGAACAGUGAUAGUACAUAGAAAUGCAUGUCGUCCUAUCUGUGAUCCUAAGAUCUCUAAAGCUUUUGUUGAAAGAGCAUUACAAAUUUGAGAAAUUUCCUCCCGUGCAAGGUAAUUGCCGAAAAUCUAGCUAAUUUAUAAUAAAAAAGAUCACAAACCAGGGAUUGAUUCUAAUAAUUGAUAUUAUUAUAAAAACUCGAAGUCUGUAGUCAGUUAGUUUCCAAUAAAUUUGGACCCCUUUUCAUGCAGUGAGGGGCUCAAGAAUUUGACGAAGUUCUAAGACCAUUUAAUUGCCAGAUUUGAAACGUGUACAGCCUAUUCCAAGCAUUCCAUCCAUCUAAUGUUUGACCUGCCUGAACGAAGGAUAGAACAAUUGAUCAUUUUCAGUGACAUGCUGUCUGUCAACACUCUACACACUCUUCUAGCUCACAGCAGAAACUAUACUAUGAAGCAGUGAGCGGUCGAAAGAUAAAAGCUGACUUCAUACCCUGUGAGACUAAACUCAGACAGCCAUGUGGAAACCGCCGAAAACUGUGCCAUGCAUCACAAAAAUCUAGUCUCGUUGAAGAUGCAAUGAAAUAAAUUAAUAAUGUAAUGAGUGGAAGAAGAAAAUAAAUCUAUGCGACUCCGAACUAAAAGCACUAAUGACUCUCAUUGCUCUUUCAAUCUUUAAACACUGUAGAAAGCAGAUUUAUUUGAACGUACCUACGAUAUUCAAUCACUAUCCGAGAUUGGGUUGUUAAUUUCCUUCCGUAGAAUAUCUAUCAGCAAAAUAGUUUGUGGAUUAAAAUGUUACUUUCUUCGUUUUUACAAGAGAAUAUUUUGACCAUCUGAAGAAACUAAGAUUGGCUCCUGAGUAUCCAAGACUGUCUUGUUCUUUUGAGUAUGAUUAACAUAAUGUCCUCGGACAAUUUUUAUAUAGUUUUUAGUCUUCCUGCUUGGAUUUUGAUCCAUAAAAAAGUUUCUACAUUUACGUGGCAUCAUUUAAAGGCUUUCUCUUUUCAUGUAGGCUGAACUGCAUAAAGCAGAGAUUCAAAGGCUCAGGACAUCAGAGACAGAAAUCAAGACUUUGGCCAUUAAUUAUGCAGCUAUGUUGAAGGAGAAAGAGGUACCUUCCUACGAAAUUAUUUUCUCUCUUGUUCACAUUUCAACAUGCUUUUUGGCAUGAGCAGUCCAUGAAGAUGUAACUUAUUUCGUGGUCAUUCUUAUUUCUUAAAUAUUUUUUUUAAUUUCUUUCAGUUGAUGACUUUGCGCCAGCUUGUUCUUUCCUUCUGGAAUUUUUUUUUGAACCUGCUUUUAUAUUUCCAUUCAUUUGUAUGCGCGUAUGUAAACUCACACGUGCAAUUUUGUCUUGUUAAAUUUAUCUAGCUUAUCUUUUAUAUGUCUUCACUGUUACAUGUAUCCAUAAAUGUGCUUUACUUUUUUUUGGUUAGUUUCAGUUUGCAUUUAUUUAUUUAUAGUUACUUCUGCACAGUUCUGUCCUCAAUUUUGUUUAACGUGUAAUCCAACUGAGUCUGCAAGAACUUAUAUUUGCAUGUUGUCUCUUUUUUUGUGCUGUUCAAUGGAUGGAGGAUGAAAACAGGAGUUGCUAAAUGGCGGCUUCCAAUUUUUUAGUUUUUCCGCAUAAACUGUGAAGUGGUCUACAGAAGUUUGUUACGCAAAGCAAAAAAUGAUGGGGGUUUUGAAUUUUGUAAAAAUAAGCUAAAUACAUGUAAAGAUAUGCUAAAUUGUCUACUGAAGCCCCUUCACCAUGAAAUGUUGCAUUCAUAUGCAUUGUUGAAGAUGAAUAUUCUACAGAAGGGCUCUAGCAUAACUGUGAAGUGUUUAAGAUAACUACGUGAUCUGGAUUCGGAAGUCACGUCAGAAUUGCGAUCAUAUUCAUUUUUGAACGCAGGGGAUAUUUGUAUUACUCACGCUGCUCAUAUGCAGGUUGUUUCAGUCAUGUCAUGCUAUAUUGGAAAUUCAUUUAACUCCCUUUACUCUGAUGGUGUUGGGCGAUCACUUCUCUCCACAGAACACACGCCAAAAUUAGGGGUUUUAGGAUUAUAUCCUUACUCUCUAUCAUAUUCGGUUUUUCUUGUUCUUCUACUUCAGGAGAGUAUUUAGUGUUUUAGAUUUCAUUACCUUGUGAUUGAUCUCUUUUUUAUUUUCCUAAAGUCUUGGGUAGAUCUUGAGCAUUUCUCUGCAGCUGCCUUAGUGUAACUGCUCAACCAAUAAGGUAGGUUCUUUAAAACCUGUUUAUUGCUUCCACUGUUCAGUAUGGCUUCUGUCUAGUACUUCGCACCAGUGUGUGGAGGAUUGUCAUCUGGUAGACUGCAGGUUUAUAGCUUUGUUUAAAUUCUUUGAUUCCUUGACCAAUCCUGUUACCCGGUUUAAACUGUAGAGAGCGGAAAGCAGGAAGGCAACUGGACUUAUAAUUUUAUCUCUUUCUUCCAUCCUUUACUGCAUAUAUAGCCCCCCCCCCCCCCCCAAAUUCAAUUUUUUCAAUAUAGAUUAUAAAAAAAUAGCACUAAUUCAUUUCUGUGCUCAUUUCAGCAUGAUUUACAUAUUUUGUACUACUAUUUUGGACAGGAGGAGCUUACUAGGUUACAUGAACAAAACAGUUCGCUCAGGAAAAGUUUGGAGACAAAAGCUGCCGUUGCAAAUGUUUCGAAACUGGAAAAUCUUGAGGUAUGAACGAGUAAUCCGAUCAUGUGGCAUCGUGAUAUUUCAACCAAGUUCCCAUACCAUAAACGUAACUGUCACCGCUUGAAUUGGAUCUGUGGCCGUUGCACUGUUUAUGCAGCAUCAAAUCUAGCCUCUAUGCCUUUUUCUUUUACAGUGAUGCCUGUCUUCCGCUUCUGUCUAGAUCAAGAAAUAUAUUUAGAUCGAUUGCCAGACUUUGAGUGUGAAACUUUUCCAGUAGUACGUUUCUAUAGAAACAGAAGUCUUGCUAGAAUUAUUUUGUUUUGUGAUGUGUAUAAAAAGUUAAUUUUAGAGUAUCUUUUCAUCUUCAUUUCAUCGUCGUUGACAUAAUACUGAGCUUUCCUUGUCAUCUUUUUUGUUUUAUUUCUUCUGUUGCUUGAAACACGUGCAGGGAUCUGAUGGUCAAUCAACCAACAGACUGUACAAGUACACAUCUCCAUCUAUUUCUCCUUCUGUUUUAAGCAAUGGGCACAGAGGUGUAUCCAAACAGGAGUAUUCAAACAACGGCUCUGUUCAGUUUGGUCAGCUUGAAGGAGCUCAGCAGAAGGUUGGACGUUCACAAGGAGAUGAAACUUUACCUAUUUGUCUUCCCCUCCCCCGCCUCUUUUUACGUCAUAGUUUACAAAUGUUUCAAUUGAACAGUGUACAAGAUGGGAACCACAUGUUACUGGUUUUCUCCUUCUGAGGCUUUGACUUAAUAUAAUUUACCUCCUGGCCUGGUUAGGUGUAGUAUGGAACCUUGGUGCUUUUAUUCUUUUCUGGCUUCCAGAAUUAGCUGUAAUUUCCUUAUCUUCCUGACACCGAGAUAAUGAUAGAAAAAUAUGUACUUGCUGUAGGAAACAGGCUCUCCAGUCAAUGGAAGUGGCAGGGCUACGCCACCAACUCUAGCUAAGUAUGUGUCUGAGAUCAAGGAACUGAGGUUUCAACUUGAGAAUGAACGUGAGAAUUCAGCAAACGUACUUCUGAAGUUUCAAGGUAGGUUUUGGUUUCCACGGAAUUUCUUCAUUACAUCACGUGCUCCAGUUUCCAAUAUUUUCCCUGCUAUUCUAUCUUCAGAGCAGCAAAAGCAAAAUGAGUCUUUAUCGAAGGAACUUAAUGAGUUGAAGAUGGAGAGAGAGAAGGUAAGCUGUAUUGGCUUUACUUGAACUGUAAUUGCACUGUAUUAUUUUUACUUAAAUCCUUGACAUAUUCCUCUUUGAAAAAGUUGCUUCAGAUUGCUUCGUUGCUGUAUUCGUAAUUUUUUCCCAUCAUUUCUUCGAUGAUGUCUAGAACUUGGAGGUUUUCCAAACGUCAAAGCAUAUUUUAUUUCCCGAGAUGUUGCCAUGCCAUACACUGCCUGAUGAAUGUUUAUUCCGUAUUUUUAUUUUCUUGUGUUGUCAGAAUCUUUGUGGCUCUCGUAUUAUUUUCUGUCAGAAUUUAUCAUGGAAUCUUAGAUGUCUAAAUGAGUCGUGGAGUUGAUUUUGGUCUCUCUGUAGGAAGUUAAGUCUGUUCCAGUAAGCUAGAAAUGUACAUAGAAGAAGUCAAACUAGUUGGGCUCUUAGAAGCUGUAGGUAGUAAAGGCAUUCGACUAACGUUUCCACAUUCUUGUGGAGGAGAGGUGAUUAGGCAGUUUGAGUUGGGGUAUUAAAAAGGAGCAGUUUAUAGUUAAGAUGUGUUCAAAUUAGCGAUCUCAAAUAAUAGUAUUUUUGUGAAGACUUAGAUAAUGAGGGAAUUCGGUGUAUCUGUUAUAUGUUAGAUACUGGACAGCAGUUUAUGGGCCUCGUGAUAGAAAAACCUACAGGAACACUUUUUAAGGAAUUUUGUCAACCAAAGGAGUGGAUUCCCAACUUAUCUGGAGCAGGCUUCAAUUGUGUGAGACAUUCCUUGGAAAGGAAUAGCCAUCAGAAGUGGGAAAAGUAUAUGGAUCUUCUGGGAGAGUUCCUCAUGAAUUGUGGUUUGAUAAAUUAAACCUUGAAUGACAAAAAGCCACGGCCUAGCUUCUAUUUAGGUAAAUAUUCAACCUUGAUUACAUAUACUAUUCGUGUCCGCAGAAUAGACCAAAAAACGUAUGCUAGCUUGAGGCGUAGGAGAUUCCAGGAAAGUUUUUGUCUUACUGGUUAAAGAGUACUUGCAUUUAUACAUCAUAUCUCAAGUUCUAUGAUAGCCUUAGAGCGAUGUCAGUUAUUUAUUAGUUCUCCAGCAACAAAAAAUCAAGUUAGUUUCUAUAUCUCGUUCAAUUAUUCUCUUGUGGUUAAGCGUAGUUGCCUUGAUUGUAUUAGUGCUUCACACAUGACCUAAAGCUUUAUGCUGUAUGCACAUGGCUGUAGGGUAUUCUGCUUGUCCAUCAAGGAUAUAAAUUCUUAUGCUAUUAAUGUCAGCCCGUGAUGUUCAGUAGUUGAGUUUUUUAGGGCCUUUUCUGGAUUUUACUCUUUUGUGGUGCCCUUUUUUCAUUUCAUUCAUCAUAACUUUUCUUUCUACCUCCAAACUGGCAGACCUCAUUGGAGAUGAAAAAGAUGCAGAAAGAUAUGGACACGAAACUGUCUGAGAUAGAACAGUUACAGAUUAGCAGAAGGGACAAGGAUGAAUCCAGUGAAUCUCUGGAGAGAUUAAGAAGUUCGAUACUGACCUUUCAAAAUGAAAACUCAAAUCUUAAGGUUGGUGCUUAUGUUCAUAACGAUGUGUACCUUUUUUGUGGUUUACUUUCUUUUUUCAUCAAUAUUUUUUCUUAUAGAGAAGUUCAUUAAUAUAUAUAAAAAAAUCAUUGUAUUUUAGAUUAUUUGCAUGCUUACUUUUAUAACUUUUUUUCUCUACAGCUGGAGAAAUCUCAGCUCGAAGAAAAAUUGAGGCGUAUAAUAGAUCAAAGAGAAGAGAAAGUUGAAUCAGAUGAUUCUGUAAAGCUGUCUAGGAGGUUAAGCGAUUCAGAUGAGGUAAUAGUUUUCUUCCUUUCUGCUGAUUAUGGAUACAAUUCUGAUGAACUGGUUGUGUAGAGGCUAAGUCAUCCCUUCGAGGUGAGGUGUUGACUUGUCUUAACCUAAAUCAAACCCCUCGAAUGCACUUCAUUAGUCUAACUACCUCCUCAUUCUGGCCCAACGCGAACAUGAGGCAAAACAUCAUAGUUCCAACCUACUCUUAGUAAAUAAUGUAUAUUAUAUGACCCAUUUGUCUUACGCUCAUAACUAUUCCUUGAAGCUUUUCUAGCUUUAGUUACCCAUAAAUCACCCGAAUUAAAUAUAGAAUCUCAUCUCCUUGAAAACAUUCCAAGCCUCGGUAAUACUCUCACUCACGAGUUUAAGUCGAUUGACAACUGAUGGUUACAGGGAGGUGUCUGACGAGAGUGAGAAAUGACCACAUAUAAACUUGGGAAGAGUGAUUGCGGCGAGAUGAUGUGAUUUUGGUUGCCCUUUUACAGGUUAUAACUUAAUGGUAUAUCUUGAGGUUUUCGCCCUUAAUCGGGCCAUGCAAUGAGAAUGCAAUUAUAAUUUUUUUUUCUCGGUUUUUUUUUACCUUUCCUUGGUGUUUUACUUUCCUUUUUGCUUUCUUAUUGGGAGGAUAUAUAUGCACACGUAUUAGGGGCCUGUCCUUAGUAUGUGUUUUACAUCUGUUGAUAUCUGUGGAUGUUAAAUUGUAUGGGAAAUGACGUACAAUUAGGGUUUAGGGUUUAGGAGUCCGGUGACUAGUUCCUUACUGGAUGGGCCCGGUAUUUGUGUAUAACCAGGCCCGAGCCAGACUUGAAAAAGUAUGAGAAGUCAUUUUCUUCCACUGCAUAUCCGGUUAGGGUUUCUUGUUAUCGGAAAAAACUGAACUUCUCGCUUAAUAGGAUCUCAUCAAUAUUCCAAUCCGUGAAUCAUGGCGUCAAUAGUGUUGAUAUGACGUUGACUUAUUCGUUUUGGCGCAUGUGGUGACAUGUUGGCCCCCUGCUUACGAGUCCCAUGGAGUCUUCAAUAACACAUAGACAGACUUAUGCUGAUGGCAGAUUUAAGAAAUCUUACCAAUUGUGCGCUGCAAUAUUAACAGAAAGUAUGAAGUGCAGUGCACUGCCAGCUGUUUGAUAGUUCCUUAACUGUCUGAAGAUUUCCAAUUUUGUAGACGAACAAGGAGAUGCAAGAGAAAAUCCUACAGCUGGAAAGCACCUUGAUGACUACUCGCAAAGAGAGGGAUAAAACUCUGAAAGAGUUGACUCGACUUAAGCAGCAUUUAUUAGAUAAGGUAACUGUUUUGUCAUUUAUUAUAAUAAUAAUUAUUAUUUUACUGAUUUGAUUCCCUAGCAUAUCUUGCAUGGCAUAUUUCCGGAAACAUUACACUCCUGUAUCCCCAUUGGUUUCUCCUUUUUUGGAACAGUGAACGAUGAUUAUGAAGCCCAGAUUAUCUCUCAAGCCUCCGAAAAAUUUACAAUUUCGUUUUAUUUUGUUGUCACUGUCCCUUUUUUUUAUAUAUAUUUUGUUUAGAUAUUCAAUGCGGUGCAGUUUCAGCGCCAUUGAUAUCAGCAUGUCUCUUUUGAGCUGGCAACUCUCACGCGUAUGCUGUCGUCUAGGAACUUGAGGAGUCGGAUAAGAUGGACGAGGACAGCAGACUAAUCGAGGAGCUUCGAGCAAGUAUAGCAACCCAAAGGGCCCACAUACUGAAGCUGGAGAAGGCGCUGAAUCAGGAGAAUGCGAAGAAUGAAGAGGCUCAGAGGACGAAAAACGAUGAGCUCCGCCAGGCAAAUGAAAUCAUCAACGGCUUGAAGCAGAAGAUCGCAAACUAUGCAAAUAUUUUAGAGUCGAGGAACGCCGAACUGCAGAAUCUUCAGACCGCUCUGGGCCAAUACUACGCCGAAGCCGAAGCCAAGGUGUGUGCCGCCUCUGUUAUCUCUUGCCGGUGUUCUCUGGAGCGCUCCCCAUCAACUUGGUCGGACGAUCCUUGCUUCAUCCCAACUGCAGGAACGCCUCGAAGGAGAUGUCGUCGCCGCAAGAGCGGAAUCGGCCAGACUUUCUGAGCUGUUAAAGGUGACGACACUGCUCGAUAAGCCGCAAUGUUCUUUCUUUAUUGCCCAUAAAGUCGUCGUAACGAAAUAUAUAUAUAUAUAUUUGUUUUUUGUUUAUUUAUUUAUUUAUUUAUUUAUUUAUUCAUUCAGGUGGCAAAUGAAAAGCUGGAAAGAUUGGAAGCGGAGAAAGAGGAGGUGGUCUCGAAGCUCACGCAAGCUGAGAGGACGUCGUCGGAUGGGAAGCUCGCAGUGCAGAGACUUCAGGAGGAAAAUCUGAGGCUGCGCCGCACCUUGGAGCAGAGCAUGACGAGGAUAAACAGGAUGUCUCUCGAUUCGGACUACUCGGUCGACAGGUUGGUGGUGGUCUUACAAAAUGGCGGCGGUAUCAUGUUCUUCACAGCUUUUUCAUAUUCCUUUUUAAUAACAUAAAUCCGGCGAUGCCCCCCAUCGCCUUCCUUUUUCUUUCUUUUUUCUUUUCCCGGAUUUUUUUUUAUAGAGGAAAUUAAUUAAUCGCUACUCUGAUCCUCUCCGCAGGCGAAUCGUGAUCAAACUGUUGCUGACAUAUUUUGAGAGAAACCACGGCAAAGAGGUGAGAUCUUUCUCUCGAGAACAUCACAGGAUGCUGCUAGUCUCCGCUCAUGUUGAUCUGAUAGUCAACGGAUUGAAUGGAUUAACCUAUCAGGUUCUUGACCUCAUGGUCCGCAUGCUGGGAUUCUCCGAGGAGGAGAAGCAGAGGAUCGUCGCCGCCCAGCAAGCCGCCGGAAAAGGCGUCGUAAGAGGCGUCCUGGGCUUCCCCGGUCGGCUAGUCGGCGGCAUCUUAGGCGGCGGCUCCCGAGAAUCAUCAUCGGCGCUGUCGGAAAACCAGGUGCAUUUUCCAUCGUGGGUCGACUUUUUUCUCCCUCCUGCUUUCUGUGUCCUUCGCGGACAUUGGGUUGAAUUUUCUCACCCUCCUGUCUUUCUCAGUCCUUCGCGGACCCGUGGGCUGACUUUUUCUCAUCCUGCUUUUCUGUCCCUCGCGGACCCGUGGGCUGACUUUUUCUCAUCCUGCUUUUCUGUCCCUCGCGGACCUGUGGGUUGGCUUUUUCUCAUCCGGUUUUCUGCCCCUUGCGUACCUGUGGGUUGACUUCUUUCUCGUCCUGUUUUUCGCAGUCCUUUGCGGACCUGUGGGUUGACUUUCUUCUCAAAGAGACCGAGGAGAGAGAAAAGAGGGAGCUGGCGGAGUCCACCGGAGCCUUGGCCGGCGGCUCCCCUGGCAACUCCGCGACCCCCCUUCGUCCUCAUCAGAGCGCCACCAUCCCCGACGCCGAGUUCGCCACGGUUCCUCUCACAUCGCCGGUCAACACAUCUGAACAUACCCGCCCGAUUUCCGGAUCUUCGUCGAGAUAUUGA